Molecule: messenger RNA, 1547 nt
Organism: Aspergillus caelatus
Lineage: Eukaryota; Fungi; Ascomycota; Eurotiomycetes; Eurotiales; Aspergillaceae
Product: S-methyl-5-thioadenosine phosphorylase
Exons: 3
Coding region: 71-1150 (359 amino acids)
Biological process (GO): nucleoside metabolic process
Cellular component (GO): cytosol
Molecular function (GO): S-methyl-5-thioadenosine phosphorylase activity
Source: RefSeq, a predicted model, not a curated record
GCCUGACUGCCUAAGGAACCGCCCACGUGGGGAAUCAGAUAAGGCGUGAUUGCCCAAUCGGGGAGAGAAAAUGACCCCGCCCUCAGAAUUUAUCGCCAAAGGAAUUUCCAGGUUGCAUUGGAUGCCCUCAUUCCCUCUACUUCGCCGUUCCCUCGCAACCCUCACAACUAAACCCCUUAGGAAAAUCGAGUCUGCCAAGCAACUUGCCAAAAGAAUGGGUUCUCUUCCUAACACUUACACGGACCCUGUCCGUAUUGCGGUCAUCGGUGGAACUGGUCUUCGCGAACUGCCUGGUUUCACUCAGGUUGCUUCCUUGAACAUCUCGACUCCCUGGGGCACUCCCUCCUCCCCGAUCACCAUCCUGCACCACAACUGCUCUCACAACAACCAGACCGUCGCUGUCGCUUUCCUCAGUCGUCACGGCCUGCACCAUCAGAUUGCCCCCCAUGAGGUGCCUGCCCGCGCCAACAUCGCUGCCCUGCGCUCUAUUGGUGUCCGCACCAUCAUUGCCUUCUCGGCCGUCGGUAGCUUGCAAGAGGAGAUCAAGCCCCGCGACUUCGUGAUUCCAGACCAGGUCAUUGACCGUACCAAGGGCAUCCGGCCUUUCACAUUCUUCGAGGGAGGUGUGGUUGCUCACGUUCCUUUCGGAGACCCCUUCGAUGAGGGUGUUGCCAAGGUUGUGAGGGCUUGCGGCCACAGCCUCGAGGGCGAGGGUGUUGUGCUGCAUGACCGCGGCACAUUGGUGUGCAUGGAGGGACCUCAAUUCUCCACCCGUGCUGAGAGCAAGCUCUACCGCUCCUGGGGUGGCAGCGUCAUCAACAUGUCCUGUCUUCCUGAGGCGAAGCUGGCUCGUGAGGCCGAGAUUGCCUACCAGAUGAUCUGCAUGUCCACUGACUAUGACUGCUGGCACGAAGCUACCGCAGAUGUCACUGUGGAAAUGGUCAUGGGAAAUAUGAAGGCCAAUGCGGAGAACGCUAAGCACUUCGUCACUGCCGUCCUCGAUGAGCUCGCCUCUGACAAGAACUCGGAACUCGUUCAGGCCAAGCAUGUGGAAGGCUCUGUCAAGUUUGGUCUCAGCACCGCCCAGCCUAACUGGAGCCCUGAAGCUAGAGAGAGGAUGAACUGGCUUUUCCCUGGAUACUUCAACUAAUUCAUUUACUAUUAGAGAAGGUGCUUGAACAUACCAACAUACACAUGUUUUCCUUGCGAUAGAUGUCUAUAGUUGAUUAUGAACUUAUGAAUAAAGUCUGUGCCAAUGAUGCAUUUUUCGUGAUUGUUCUUAAUCUGUUCUUCUUUAUUUGUCAUUGAAUCGUGUUAUCAGUUUCAUUUUCCAUUCCAUCAGAGAUUGGCGACGAGACAAACAAAUAUUCACUGAGCGUGAGUCCUGUCGCCGAGAACUCGUGCGCACAAGUUGAUACAAAGAGGCUGAUUAUGUCGGCGCUGCCUGUGAUAGGCAAGUAUUCUUUAACACGUACACUUACUCCCAUGAAUUGUUUGUCCUCACCAUCUGCCCCGUCAGUCACGACCAUGGACUACAUCAUAGACCC